UUAUCUUCAAGUGACCUUCCCUCUUGGAGCUUGCGCACUCUCACUCUUGGUGAUCCUACUCCAUGUUGCAUAUACCUACGCAGUGUCCCGCAAGAGCAUCGCCUACAAACUUUUACCCGAUGAUGUAUUCGAAGACCAACCUCGCAGAGGGCCACAGGAAGAGGAGAAUAUACAGGAGACAGUGCAAGCGCACCAUUCUCAGUUCGAGGUCAAUCGCCCUCGGGGCCAAUUUGUCUUCAUAGCGGUCGAGGUAUUGGCGCUGCUGGGAGAAAUCGCCGUUUUCACUGCGGUUCUGGUCACUCAUGGCUGGGGAAACCGUGGAUCGCUUCCUGCAGUGGCCGGAUUGAUAUCCUGGGGUUAUAUUCUGUUCUUGGUGCUGGUCAGAUUGUUGCUUUCCGCCAGGGAUCUCCAUUCGUUCCCCAGGCUGUGGAACCACACAGCCAUCCUGUACGGCCUGCAGUGGUUGUUCUCCGUGUUUUCUUUCCGCUCUGCCAUUAUCCAUCCUGCGUCGAAACGCGCUCUUUUAUACAGUACUCUUGAAUUCUGCCUAUGUACGCUACUGCUACUUAUCGCUCUUACCAGUCGCAGAGGGAAUAAGCCAGUCUUGGUCCAGCACGAGGAUGACUUGGAGCCUCCACGCCACCCGACCGCCAGCUUGCUGUCUCUGGCGACUUUCUCUUGGUUCGACCCCCUUAUUUUCAAGGGCUAUAGACAGGCCCUCGAGCUUGAGGAUGUCUGGAAUCUAACCUUGUCCCAACAAGCGGCCAAUGUUCUGGACGACUUCCGACGGAAGCAGACAAAGGGCACUCUUGUAUGGAAGCUAGCGCGUUAUUUCUACGGCACCAUCCUGUUGCAAGGAGCGUGGACCGUGUUCUCAAACCUGUUCACCUUCCUGCCCACCCUCCUUCUCAAGGCAAUCCUGGAAUACGUUGAAGACCCAAGGUCGACGACGCCCAAUGCUGCCUGGCUCUAUGCUAUACUGCUGUUCUGCUGUGGAGUCGUUCAGGGUACUUGUGAUGGGCAAGCUCUUUGGAUGGGGCGGAAAUUGGGGGUGAAACUCCGUGCUAUCAUUAUAGGCGAGAUCUACGCCAAGGCCCUGAGACGCAGGGCUGGGGCCUCCAUUGAUUCUUCCCGGGGUGCGACAGAGGAACCGCCGAAGAAGCAAGGGAAUAAAAGGAGGAUUCUCUCAUUUUAUCGCAAGAAGAAGGCGGCGCUCAGAUCGGAGACAGAUCUCGGAAACAAGAAGGACCCGGAGACUGACGCAACUUCUGCCCAGGCCAAUAUAGGAACCAUUGUUAACUUGAUGGCCAUAGAUUCAUUCAAAGUCAGCGAAGUAGGCGCGUAUCUCCACUUCCUAUGGGCGAGUGUGCCCGUCCAGGUCAUCAUGGCCGUCACCUUGCUGUAUCGGAUCUUGGGAUUUAGCUCAUUCGCUGGUAUUGCACUGAUGGCGCUCAUGCUCCCAGUGAAUCUUCUCAUUGCCAGGCAAUUUAGGAAGAUACAGAACCAGAUCCUGGCAAGCACUGAUGCUCGGAUCCACGCCACGAAUGAAGUCCUUCAAAAUAUCCGAAUCAUUAAAUAUUUCGCCUGGGAACGACGGUUCGCGGAUAUUGUGAAUGAGAAACGUGAUGCGGAAUUGAAAGCCUUGCGCUUCCGCUACAUUCUCUGGUCCACCGCAGCGACGGUGUGGUAUGGAACACCCAUCCUCAUCACUUUCACCUCGUUCUUUCUGUACACGGUUGUUGAGAAGAAGAGCCUGACCCCGUCCAUUGCCUUUCCCGCUUUGUCAAUGUUCUCCCUACUUCGUGUUCCUUUGGAUCAGUUGGCGGACAUGGUUGCACAUGUCCAGGAAUCAAAGGUCUCUUUGGAUCGAGUAGACAAAUAUUUGAACGAGGAUGAAACGGAGAAAUACGCCCAGCUGCGUGAUAGCAAUAUCUCCGGGGAGCCUCCCAGGAUUGGACUGGAAAGAGCCACUCUCAGCUGGGGCGCCUCCAAACGGCUCUACCAGGAUAGCCUGGCGUUUGAUGCCAACAAUGCUUUCCGUCUGAUCGAUGUAGACGUGUUGUUCCAUAUUGGAAAGCUGAAUAUCAUCGCAGGUCCGACUGGUUCAGGCAAGACGUCUCUUCUGAUGGCCCUCUUGGGUGAGAUGAGUCUCCUGGAAGGAAGCGUCUACUUGCCAGGGGGAGCGAUAGACAGAGCAGACCUCCCAGUUGAUCCCGCAACGGGGCUUAUGGAGAGCGUCGCCUACUGCGCACAGGAAGCAUGGCUAGUCAAUGAUACUAUCAAGGAAAACAUUGUGUUCGCUUCUCCCUUCGACCAAAGACGCUACGAUGCAGUGGUACGAGCAUGUGCAUUGGAGCGUGAUUUUGCCAUCCUCGACGCCGGUGACCAGACCAUGGUUGGGGAGAAGGGCAUUAGUCUUUCGGGUGGUCAGAAACAACGGAUAUCCCUUGCUCGUGCUAUUUAUAGCAGAGCCCGGCAUCUUCUUCUCGACGACUGCCUUAGUGCAGUAGACUCCCACACAGCUAAACAUAUCUUCAGGGAAGCACUUACGGGCCCGCUGAUGCUUGAUCGCACCUGUAUCCUGGUUACUCAUAACGUUGCUUUGGCAGUACCCCAAGCUGAUCUUGUUGUCGUGCUUGACAAUGGAAAGGUUGUGGCCCAGGGUUCUCCAGACGACGUUGCGGCUUCUGGUGCCUUGGGGGAAGAACUCCUGAAAUCACAACCGACUUCCAGAGCCGGAUCCCGCCACCUCUCUCGCGUGCCCUCAGAUCUGGAUGAGCACCAGCCAGCGGACCGAUCCCCUGCAGAUGGUAGACCGAACGAGACAGCGGAAGCUGGCUCUACCCCCAAUGGACAGCAGAAGAAGAGCCCCCAACCUCAGUUAGUUGAGUCGAAGGCGAUUGGGAGCAUUAAAUGGUCGACGGUCCUGAUGUACCUCCAUUCUAUGGGCUCCUGGUACUACUGGAUUGCAGCCGUUCUCGUCUUUUGCUUGCAGCAGGUGGGUUCAGUGUCCACAAACGUCUGGAUCAGACAGUGGGCAAACGCCUAUGGUACGGAAGAGACCGGCGCGACAGAUGAUGGAGCCGCGGAUGCUGGUACCUAUGCCGCCGUUGCGAAUUUCAAGUUCCCAUCCUUCAAUGUUGCAGGUGUACCGCGGACGACAACUUGGACAGCUACCCAGCUCAACACACAACCUCCUGCUGCUGCUGACACGAACGUUAACGUUGCCUACUAUCUCGGAGUCUAUGCUCUUCUCGGGCUUGCCUACGUGAUUAUUUCACUGUCAAGGGAGGGCGUGCUCUUCUGGGGCUCGCUGCACGCCUCCCGGAAGAUCCAUACGCGGUUGCUGAAUGCCAUUCUUCACGCAAAAUUCAAAUUUUUCGAUUCGACUCCAUUGGGCCAGAUGAUGAAUCGGUUCUCAAAGGAUGUCGAGGCCGUUGACCAGGAAGUCGCCCCGGUAGCGAUCGGCAUGCUUCAUAGCUUGGCGUCGGUUAUCAUGAUCGUGGUUCUCAUCUCGGUGAUCACGCCAGGAUUUUUGAUUGCGGGAAUCUUCAUUACCCUGUUAUACUCCGCGCUUGGCGCAGUCUACAUAAACUCCUCACGAGAUUUGAAGAGACUGGAGUCUGUUCAGCGGAGCCCACUGUAUCAGCAAUUCGGCGAGACACUGAAUGGUAUUGUAACUAUCCGCGCGUAUGGCGAUAGGUCGCGGUUCGCCACGGACAAUCAUCGGCGGAUCAAUUCGUACAACCGGCCACACAUAUAUCUCUGGGCCAGCAACCGAUGGCUUGCAUUCCGUGUCGAUAUGACUGGUGCCAUGGUCAGCUUCUUCUCGGCUGCCUUUGUGCUUUUGAAUAUCGGCAAAGUUGAUGCUGGUGCUGCUGGGCUUUCACUGACUUAUGCCGUUACUUUCACGGAGAAUAUAUUGUGGCUUGUUCGACUCUAUGCCGAUGUGCAACAAAACAUGAACUCAGUUGAGCGAGUGAACGAGUAUCUUGAGGUCGAGCAGGAGGCGAACCCGGUCAUCCCUGAUUCAAGACCACCGGCUGAUUGGCCUAGCCAAGGCGCGGUGAAAUUUGUCGACUAUACCACUCGCUACCGGCCCGAUCUAGAUCCUGUCCUAAAGGGAAUCUCUUUUACAGUGCAGCCUGGAGAGAGAGUUGGCAUUGUCGGUCGCACUGGCGCGGGUAAGAGCUCUCUUGCACUUGCGCUUUUCCGUGGCCUCGAAGCAGAAAAGGGACAGAUCAUCAUCGACGGCAUAGACAUCAGCACCAUCGGACUCCGGGACCUGCGAGAAGCCAUUACGAUAGUCCCCCAGGAUCCCACACUUUUCACAGGUACCAUCCGCAGCAACCUGGACCCCUUUGAAUUGUUCACGGACGAAGAGAUCUUUACAGCCCUCCGUCGUGUCCACUUAAUCGGUUCUGGUACUUCUGGGACGACGACCCCGGCAACUCCGAGUACGCUGACUGUUGUGGAUCCCAUCCCGGUUACGAAUGGCGUUAAUGGCAACACGAUUGUGAUAUCGGACAACAAGAACGUCUUUCACAAUCUGCAGACUCCAGUCUCCGAGUCUGGCUCGAAUCUUUCGCAGGGUCAACGACAACUUCUUUGCCUCGCGCGGGCUCUCCUUAAGAAUCCUCGAGUUCUCAUGAUGGACGAGGCUACCGCAUCGAUCGAUUAUGCUACCGACAGUAAGAUCCAGGAUACUCUCCGCGAAUUGAAGGAGAGUACCAUCAUCACGAUUGCACACCGGCUGCAAACUAUUAUCGACUACGAUAAGGUGCUGGUGCUGGAUCAUGGCAAGGUCAUCGAGUUUGACCAUCCCUGGACAUUGAUACAGAAGGAGGGCGGUGUCUUCCAGAGCAUGUGUGAGAACAGUGGUAACAUGGAGACUCUGCUUGAUGGCGCCAAGAAGGCAUGGGAACAGAAGCAGCUUGUUGAUGUUUCCUAGAUCCCCAUGGAUGCCUUCCAGGGGAGGGAAAGAAAAGGAAAAGAAAGACAUAUAGAGAAAAAGAAAGGUAAAACCAAAAUAUGAUUGCUUUCUACGUAACCAUAGCUGGCGGUUAAUUGGUUUAUUAUUUUGUACCUAGCAUCGGUUAUCAUUAUAGUUCUUCUACCAGACUCUGUCUGGCUUGUUUAUAGUCAUCCCAUUGAAUUACAGCUAAUUUAUCAAUGGAAUCCUGAACUCAG
Monascus purpureus is the source of this 5190-nucleotide messenger RNA. NCBI's taxonomy places the organism in Eukaryota, Fungi, Ascomycota, Eurotiomycetes, Eurotiales, Aspergillaceae. The record is from the annotation of a GenBank genome assembly.